UCUGUUCUGUGCUCCUGCCACGUUCAAAAUGGACUUGGAUACAAGUCUGUAGCAUCUUAACUACAAGGCAAUAAUUUGCCUGUUCCUAAUCACGACUAUCAAAUGUCCUAGGUACCUAAUAAACUCCGGGCACAUAUUAAAAGAUAGGAUGUUAAUUACAUCGGAGCUAAUGAUAGAGGUUGUGUGUUAUUCUGACUGUGUAAUUCAUGUCCUUCCUGUGUUUGGGUUUGUCAGAUUAAAGCACUCAGGCUGUGUCCAAAACCGCAUAUGCGUCCCUAUUAAAUAGCAUGUCAAAAAUAAUGAGCCAUUUAUAUUUCUACAUGGCGUUUAGUAGGGAGGUAUGUGGGUUUGGACGCAGCCUGAACGCUUUCCAGAUGUACACAGCUGUCUCACGGAGGUGGGCUCCCCCCCACCCUCUGUAGGUGGGCUAAAUAUAACUCUUCGAUGGGCUUCAAGACUAGAGCUGUGCUAAACAUACUCCUCAUGCCUGCCUACACACACACACACACACACACACACACACACACACACACACAUACAGACAGGAGCAGGAGAGGUGCUUCAGUUAACUUAAACACAUGUACUGUCCUGGGAACAGUUUUUCUGCUAGGAUGUAUAGCAGUGGAAUAUUUUUGAUCUUUUUUAUCACAUGCCAGAUGCUUGGAUCUCAGAGCCAGGAGUGUAUGAGCAGGCAGGAGGUCCAGAGCACUCUACGCCAUGUCCAUAAGCUGCUCUCAGCGCACGAGACCUCCUUCUUACAGAGCGUACGCAGCCUGCGCAAGAAACUCAACCUGCUACACAACACUACAGUUAAACACAGCAGCAACAUCAGCACAGGCAAGAACAGCACACAAAUAUGCCUGCCUCCAAACCCACCAGUCAAUGGCAGGAUGCUGGGCCAAGUGUUCAGAGUGGGCCAUGAAGUCCACUUCCUCUGCAACCCUGGUUUCCAGCUGUCAGGGCCAGAGACUAGGGAGUGUCUGGAUUCUUUGAGCUGGAGUGGAGAAGAGCCAACCUGCAAGAUGGUAGAUGCUGGAACACACAAUAUCCCUACUUCCUCCACACCCGCAUAUGUGCGUCCCUCCCGCUGUAUAGAGUUUCAGGGCUCCAUGCACUGCACAUGUGAGCAAGGCUACAGCAUCUCUAGCCAGGAAAGAGGCUUGUGCACAGACAUUGAUGAAUGCGAGCUCUUCCGUAUGACCCAACCUGGCCGUCUAUGUUUGCACACGUGUAUGAACACAGCUGGGAGCUACUACUGCCAAUGUCCCACCGGCUACAGCGUCAACAAAGACAACAGGAGCUGCCACGAUAUUGAUGAGUGUGAGAAAGGAGUUCACAACUGUACCAAAGAGCAGGUGUGUGUGAACACUUUCGGGGGUCACAGGUGCAUGGUGGUCGAAUGCCCUCGCUUCCGCAAUGCUUCCUACAUCAAGACCUCACCUCUGCAAUGUGAGCGUAAUCCCUGUGUUCUGGGGAACAAAGCUUGCCUCCAGGCUCCCGUCUCGGUCAACUUUCACUUUAUGUCAGUGGUGUCGAACAUGAGCACUCCCCGCGUCCUCUUCCGGGUUUCAGCGGCCCGUAUUCUGGGAGACGCCCUGCGCUUCGGACUGCUGGGAAAUCGAGGGGCAGGGCAUUUCACCCUUCAGCGCUCGAGCAGACAGAGUGGGGAGCUGCUGCUGGUGGAGCCCGUGCAAGGCCCUGCCACGCUGGAGACUGAGGUAGAGAUGAUCGAGCUGGAGAAGAGAACACUGCUGGGACGAUAUGUUACAAAGGUUACACUCUUCGUGUCCCCUUACAGCUUCUAAAACACAGAGUGAGGAGGAAACAGACUGGAGAAUAAAGUGAUCUUGCCACCCGAGACACCUAUUAUAACUGCCUUACAAACACAGGAACUAAAAACGAAGUACAACAGAUUUCCAGCUGGGAAAAUCCAAAAUCUUUAUUAGAAAGCUAUCAAGAAUCACUCUUAAUUGUGUUUUUAUAGCCUUUUAUGAAUUUAAUUUGACUAUCUAGUUUUAUUUCAUAAUCUAGUGUGUAUUUAAUAACUUUAAAAUGUAAACAUUUUAUCAUAUCUUA
Messenger RNA from Ictalurus punctatus (channel catfish), 2076 nucleotides. Its product is annotated as fibulin-7-like. Bases 579 to 1805 code for a protein of 408 amino acids. Gene Ontology annotation, molecular function: calcium ion binding. NCBI's taxonomy places the organism in Eukaryota, Metazoa, Chordata, Actinopteri, Siluriformes, Ictaluridae. The transcript has 7 exons. The record is from RefSeq and is a predicted model, not a curated record.